This is a messenger RNA of Oncorhynchus mykiss (rainbow trout), 8057 nucleotides long. Its product is annotated as la-related protein 4B. The record is from RefSeq and is a predicted model, not a curated record. Gene Ontology annotation, molecular function: mRNA 3'-UTR binding. Gene Ontology annotation, cellular component: cytoplasmic stress granule; cytosol. NCBI's taxonomy places the organism in Eukaryota, Metazoa, Chordata, Actinopteri, Salmoniformes, Salmonidae. Gene Ontology annotation, biological process: positive regulation of translation.
UGGCUAUCUUCACACAACUGGAACAUCAAUUUCUCCAUUCCCAACUGGUAGCUACCUCGAGUGAUCCAGCUAGCUAACGAACGCUUCACAUUGAGAGUUCUGGGUUGAUGUUCCAUAUUUACUUUUCUACUAGUAGAACCUCCGCUUGGUAAAAUUCGAAGAAUAAUAUAGAUUAUUUUAAUUCUACUGCACAAAACAAGUGCAAAGUUAAUAGCUACUUUUAAGCUAAUUUGCUAGCAUUGCUAGUUAGGAAAGCUAACGUUACGGUAUUUUGUUUUCUGAGAUUUGGCUAAAAGGGCGGGUAUUCUUUUUGUUUUUGCCAUCCCAGCCCCCAACAGCUUGUUAUUGCUCAUUCGAAGACUGCAGUAAAUCGUAGCUAGCGUGCUCGUUAGCUUGAUAAUAUCGUGCGUAUUCAGCCAGGAAGCCAAUUCAAGGCCUUGCUUACCACAAGUCUUUGCAUCGUCGUGCAGUGAGAGCUGACAGCUUACUUGGUGACAAAGAGACUUCUCCCUGAGGAGCCAAGAAGUAGACGGCUCAUGACUUCUGACCAGGAUACAAAAGUUGUAGCUGAACCACAGGUGCAGCAAGUACAAGAAGCAAAAGAGAGCUCUCAUCUGGAAUCUGCCAAGUUUUCUGACCUGAACCCCAAUGCAAAAGCAUGGGCCAAUCACAUGCUUAACCUGGACACCGCCACUGCGACUGGGACUGCGAACACACCUGCUCUCCAGCCAUGGAAGGAUGGCUGCGAUAGCAGCUCUGCUGACCCUGGGCCAGAAGGCUAUGAAGCCAGCAAAGACAAAGUGUUUGAGGAGCCCCUGUUGGCCGACCCAGAUGAGCCUCCACCGGUGAUGAUGGCAGAGCCAGCCCCCAUGGCCGCAACCGUCACCCUGGAGGGCGCCGACCCUGCUGCAUACCCAGAGUCUGGCCAGGAGGCAACUCACACAGACGGUGAGCUCCAGCAGGAGAGCCGUCAGGAGGACCUCCGGGAACACCUGAAGAAGACCCUGGAGUUCUGUCUGUCCCGGGAGAACCUGGCCAGCGACAUGUAUCUUAUCUCUCAGAUGGAUAGUGACCAGUAUGUGCCAAUCGUGACGGUAGCUAACCUGGACCACGUCAAGAAACUCAGCACGGACGUGGUGUUGAUCGUUGAUAUCCUACGAUCGCUGCCGUUGGUCCAGGUAGAUGAGAAGGGGGAGAAGGUGAGACCCAACCAGAACCGCUGCAUCGUCAUCCUCAGAGAGGUCCCUGAGAGCACUCCUGUAGAGGAGGUCGAGGCUCUUUUUAAAGGAAAGAACUUACCUAAAUUCAUAAAUUCUGAGUUUGCCUACAACGACAACUGGUUCAUCACCUUUGAAUCAGAAGCAGAUGCACAACAGGCAUAUCAGUAUCUUCGUGAAGAAGUGAAAACCUUCCAAGGGAAACCUAUUAAGGCACGGAUAAAGGCGAAGGCAAUUGCUAUCAACACUUUUAUGCCAAAGAAUGGCUACCGCCCGGUGGAGGUAAACCCAUAUGCUCAACAGCAGCAGCAGCAGCAGCAACAACAACAACAACAGCGUUACACCUCGUACUACAUUCCUCCAGUGUACAGCCCUCAGCAACAGUUUCCCCUCUACAGCCUUAUCACUCCACAGGCCUGGUCAGCCACCCACAGCUUCAUAGACCCUUCACUGGUUACAUCAUUUCACAACACCCAAUUCAUCAAUGGAUUUACAACAUCCCAUAGUUUUAAACCAGCGACGUCUCCUCUUGCUGGUGUUAGGCACUACUCUCCCAGGAAUAGGAAUCACACUCACAAUAAACCUCACCUGAGGCCCACAAUACCCAACGCAGAUCAGCGUGGCACAGGGCUCCUGGACAACCCCACCAUCUUCAACUUCCCCACAGAGCGCAUCCUGAACGGGGUGCCCCGGGGUUCCCCCCAGACGACGCGGCUCCUGAGCCAGAACAGAACCAGGUUACCCCCCUCCACCAUGACCUACCCCAGGAGGGACAUCGGUACGGGUCGGGUGGAGCCCGUCAGCACCGACUACUCACUGGGCAUGGGCCGUGGAAGGACAAAUAUUUAUGGUUCUAGGAAAAAGAGGGAUGACAACAAGUUUACAAGAGUGGCCACCCAGUCACCCCCUCCUCAGAAGCCCCCGUCCCCCAGCUUUGAGCUGGGGCUCUCCAGCUUCCCCCCCCUGCCUGGGGCCGCAGGCCACCUCAAGACCCCUGACAACAUGUUUGAAAACAGACUGGCCAGCAUGGUAAUAGGAGCCACAAAGGUCAGGAAUGUAAGUGUUGAUGCCAGCGGUGCAGGCGCCCUCCUCCCCUCAGGAGGACCCAAGGAGCCACUGAGGACGUUCACGUCUCCACAGCCCCCGAGCCUCCUGCCCGCUGCUCCCCCAGCCCUGACCCUAGCACCAGCCUCGGGCCCUGUCCCUAUCCCCACUCCCUCCCAACCCGCAGAGGAAGUGAAAGUUCCGGAGGCGAAGCAGAAGGAGAACCGGGUCUCUGUGGAGCUGGUCACUGACACCCUGUACACUGCUAGCAAAUAUGUUCAAGUCAAUGGGGCUGCUACAGAACUGCGAAAGCCCUCUUACGCUGAGAUCUGCCAGAGGAUUAAAGACCACGCUCCGACACUACAGGCCCCUAAAGAGGCCAAGCCAGCCAGCAGCGCUGCCUCCGCAGGAGAGGAGAGGAAGUGCCCUGACGCAGCUCCAGGGGACAGGGGCGAGCCCAAGGCCCCCCGAGAGACAUACCCAGGCUCCUCCAAGCCUGCUAACCCAGGCAGACCCCGAGAGGUCCGGAGACCAACCGGCCGGUGGCCCUCACCACCUCCCCACCACCCAGGGAAGGGUCCCAGCAGCAAAGAUCUCAACACCCCCCCAAAGUACCUGCAGUAAACCCCAACUGCAAUAAAGUCAAUUUCAAAACAAAUGUGUGAGAGGAAAAAAAUCUGGAAAAAGUCAGGGCUAUUGAAAUACAACCUAUCCCAAAAUCAUCAGUCACAGCAUAGAGAGGAUGUGUUUCUGGAUCAGGGCUUACUGACAAUAGCACCUCAGUGUGCAUGUAGAGAACCGUUCAUCUUUACUUAUUUAUUUUUUGGGAGGUUUAUUUCAUUUGGAUUUUUUUUGCAUUAUUUUGUGUCAAUCAGUCAAAUGAACUCUUGUUCAGAUUAGUGGGAUAAAUUCAUAUGUCCAAACUGCCUUCCAAGAUAAUAUUGUGAGAGUAGGUAGACUGGAAGCCACCCAGUGAGUGAAUGAAGGGAAGUGGAUGAGUAACGGAAUAGCGGUUUAGAUCUUGUUAGUUGUGGGGGGUGUUUCUGUAUGUUGUAUGCAGUCCUAAGAUGUAAUGUGAUUCCAUUGCAGGAUGAGAUGAUCAGUCAGUCAUGAGAUUGGCGUCCCAAAUGACACCCUAUUCCCUGAGUAGCGUACUACUCUCGGUCAAAAGUAGUGCACGACAUACGGAAUAAGGCGCCGUGUGGGACGUAGCCAUAAUUGUUUUUACAUAUUUACAUUCAUAUGCAAGGUCAACUAGUCUAGUGUCAUUUUAGACUUCACUGAAAUCCACAGAAGACCUACUUUCUGAGGGAUUUCUGAGAUUCUUUUUGCCAACACGGAACUCUUUGUCAUUGUAACACCAGCAUAUGAGGAGAAUACAUUUAUUUGCAUACUGGUUUUGAUUGUUGGUACAAGUACCUCUAGUUGUUGCGUGCUGGUGGUUUUAAGAGCGCCAAAGUCUUUAUCUGGUAUUUCUUGUGGUAAACAAUAAAAUGUAGAUUUCUGCUAUCCCAUUCACAGGAGUCUGUUUCCUAGCCGUAUAAAGCACAUUGCUAGUUAGGCCUCUUAGAGAGAGGUACUAUCAGUGUCAGUAGAAAUCUACGUGUAUUUUCAUCUCAGAAAAAAAAACGCAUAAAUUCAUCAUGUUGUGGCUAUUGGUGACUUUACUCCUUCUAAAUUUAGCUGUGAAACGAGCAUGUCAAAGACUAGUUCAGCGGGCACAUGUUGGCAGUGGAGGUGGCUAGCCUACUAUAAGGAGUAGGCAGUAGGGUUUUGGCAGGGUGCAGUGACUUAAUUAUUUUAGAUAGCUAUGGUGCUAGAGGAUGAACCUGGAACGUGUUACUUCAAUGAAUCUGGUACUGUACUUAGAAAAUAAUACUUGAUACAUGUCGUCAACUAAACUUUGCACUAUUUGUUUUGAUUCUGGACAUACAGAAGCAAAAAGGGAACAUGUGAAUCUAGUUUCAUAUUCUCUGAAAUGUAAAGAGGAAUAUUGAAACUGCUGAUAGUCACAUUAUAAGCCCUUUAAAAUAUCAGUUAUACAACAAAUGUAGUUUUCUCCCUCUUGGAUUUUAACCUUUCUUUCCAUUUGACUUGUGCAUUAUUAUUAAAUGUUGUGGCAGGGUAAUCAGUUUCAGAAGACCUAAAUGUUGACUAAUUCGAUUAACCUCUACAUGGAGAAAUUCACACAAGUUAAACUGUUUGUUUACUCCCAUGUAAAUGCCUACUAGACAUACUUCCGUGCAGGAUAAAAAUAACUUUAGUUAUUUUCUUUUGUGCUCACUUUCAUUGAUUUAAACCUGUGGAGUUCCACUAACAAUGGCUUAUUUUUGCAGUGGUGUUUUUUAUUUGAUUUUGUUUUCCAUUUUAGGUAGUGAAUUAUGAAACCACUGGUACGUGUUUUUUUUGUUUUUUUUUCAUUUUUAUUUUUUAUAAAGCGGUUUGUUUAUUCAGUAUUACAGUAGCAAAUUGUAAUGUGGGUUUACACCUUAGAUCAAAGGUUCCCAAACUAUGUCCUGUUCUCUCCCCCCCCGGAUGCAUGUUUUUGUUUUUGCCCUAGGACUACACAGCUAAUCCAAAUAACCAACUCAUCAAGCUUUGAUGAUUUAAAUCAGCUAUGUAGUGCUAGGGCAAAAAACUAAAUGUGCCCCAGGAGGGGACCCAGGACUGAGUUUAGGAAAUCCUGGUGGCUCCAAAACAUUUACAAUUAAGUAGAAUUGGUUGAAAGGAAGAAGUGGGGUUUUUCCUUCACUACAAAUGUUAGAUAUUAAGGUAAAUGAUGAGGCAGCCCUUUUAGAAUGAAGGUAUAGCUUUAGUCAUUGGGUGACACUCAGAAAAUAUGAGUAGUAAACUGCACCCUGUGAGCAGGCAACUUUGACUUGUUUUGGAUGCUGUAAAUCUGAGCAGCCACUGAGUCCUUUCAGUUUGGACAAAUGUUAGGCAGAGCAGGCAGCACUGUUGGGUUGUUCCAACACCUUCCCCUCCAUACAGUAGAAAUGCCCAGUUUAUUUUUAGCAUGGUUUUCUUCUGGAGAUUUCACCUGGCUCUCCAUACAACAACCAUAUAGCUUCCAAAUUCCCCUCUGUGCUUUGCAUAAAUCUCUAAGUAGAAAAAAAGUGGAACCUGUGCGCUUCUUUAGUGUCUCAUUGACGUCUUCCUGCAACAAGGAGCUACCCUGGAGUACUCUGCUUAGAAAAGAGGACUUAAUUCGGAGGGAGGAGACAUUGCCUGUAUUGAUAGUCAUUGCUGCUUUUGAUUUGCAUGCCGUUUGGUUUGCAAACACAUUAUUUGGGGAGUUUGAUUCUGAAGGACUGAGAUGCACUUAUGGGCAGUCUUAAAUGGCAGAUGUAUUAUCAUUUUUUGUCGUUUUUUUCCUGAGAUGGUAUAAAAGACAUGUUGCUCUGCUUAUUUAGAAACCAGUGCUGUUUAUUCCAUGAGAUAUCAUUAAAGUUUCUUUUCAAGAAAAAAAUAAAUACAAUUUUAUAUAUUUUCAAAUGUAUAAUUUCCAUCCGGUGUUUAAAAACUUGAAUUUUAUUUAAACUUGAAAAUGACUUUGCCUUAACUUUUAUACGAGACAAUGUAGAGUUAGUUUAUUUUUUUUCAAACCCCGACAUGUUACUAAGGGAGACGCAUGGAAAUAUUUAGUCAUACCUAACGUCAGAAGUCUUACUUGGUCUUAAAGUACAAAUCUAGCAGCAUUUUGGUUUUGUAAAAUUUAUCUCAACUCUCUUUUGAUUAACUUUGUUCCUUGUUUUUAUUUUCUGUUUGUUUUGGGGGGAAAUAUAAAUCCUGUAAAUGCAAAAUAGUCAAUACUGUAUCAAAUAUGUUCUUUGAACUGUGUGCUUUGCUUGUACAGUUGUAAAUAAUCAGAAAAUAUAAAGAGGUACCUUAAAAUGAUUUAAAAAAAACAUAUAUUGAUCUUGUUGAACUAUUAAUGUCGCUUUUGAGCUGGAUGUAGGAUAUCUAAAUGUUUGAAUUUCUUUAAAAAAAAAAUUGUUCUGAUGUGAAGAAUUGCGUCUGCCUCACUUUGCAAUGUGGGCAGGUUGUCUGAUUGUAACUUUUUAAAUGCCAUUCUCAUUCCAUUUCCAUGUGUUUUCUCAACAAACAGAUGUUUGUUUCUGUUGUUUAGCCCCUUCACUGUGCACAAUGAGAAAAGGGGAGAACCUACCUGUUGUACAAAUACACAUCUUCAAAUGACAGUACAAAGUCCAUACUCUGUCCUGUGACAGACAGCUUAUAUCAAUCUGAUGUGUGAUUUGGCCCAUAAAACAGUUCUUUAUGAAUCACAGUAAAGCACAUUUGAAGCACAGGAACAUCAAAUAUUUCACACACAACCAAUGUCAAUUCCUCAGCAGCAUAAAUUAUAAUUUGUACCAGACAACCUUUAAUCGUUUGCCGCAAAUUGAUUAAGCAUGGUUGAUAUUCUGUAAUUUUGCUUUUAUUUGAUUUUUUUGUUUUUCAUGAAACUGUACAUCGACGGAACUUUCGUAGCCCCCAGAAGUAAUAACUGUACUUAGUUUUUUUUGGUAGGCUUUACCAGUGUUUAGACUCAAUCAUAAUAGUGUAGAUAUUUUUUACACUUCUCAUUUUCUUGCAGAAAUGAUUUCUGGCACACUGUAUAACAUACUGUGCAUUGUCUUUUUGUAUCAUUUGAUCACACAUGUGGACUGCGUUUAAUGUGGCAAAAAAAAACUGUGCCAUUUAAUUUGUUUCAGCCUGGCAGUUUGUUUGACUUGUACAUAAUAUUUAAGCGCCUGCCAUUUUAUAUUUUGAUAUUUGUUGUUACUCAUGGGAAGUGUAGCCGGUCCAGCAUUAUAAAACUGGGAUUUAAAAUCUGAUACCACUGACAUUAGACAAAGUACUCAUAGCAACCUGCAUCUGACCGGGUAUCUGAUCUGGCUUAUGAAGUCGAGGCAUGAUUGUCUGUAAAUUUAAGCUGGUCUAUGCUAGUAGGCCUAUCUAAUGCAAAAUGCUAAUGCUGUUGUCUUUGCAGAUUGGGUAUGGAUAUGUUAUCAGGCUGGGCACUGUGAGUGUGUGUGUGAGCGUGAAGUGUACCACCUGGGGUCAGCAGAAGUAUAAAACACAAAUGCAAAGUUGACUGACGGUCAAGUUAACCCAAGGUUCGUUCGCCAGCUAGGUGUGUGCAGCAUGAUGAUGAGAAAAUGAUUUUUCAUUCAAUGUUAUUGGUUCAUCUCUCCAGAAGAUGAUGGCACUGCUUACAGUACGAAAGACUGACUGAACUUGUGUUGAACUUUUUCUUAUUUUGCUCGCACUACUAAAGCCCUGUUGUAAUGUUCGGGCUGUUCUCCUUGUGUUACUGUACACAGACAAAGUCUCUCAUAUCAGGCCGUCUCGUUCUCCUUGCCCAGUUCGCUUCGAUCUGCUUCGUCUCACCAGUUUGACAGUGCCAUGUAUUUUUUGCAACGGCUACAGCUUGUUGUAAGUUGACCUUGCUUCUAAAGUGAUGUGACAAUGCACCAACUGACUGGAAUGAGACACAGCCAUUGUCUCACUAUCAACUCACUGUGGUCAAUUAACUCAUUUUUACCCAUACCAUGUUACGCUAACAGCAGUGGACAAUCGCUGACUUUAUGGGAGAGAAGAACCUAUGAACAUAACAGUAGUUCAUGGAGGUAUCUUUGAGUGCUUUUGAUUUCUUACCUAUUCUUCCAUUAAGACUGGAAUCAAGCGUACAUGUCAACUAUUGAUAAUUUAAGUUACUCGUGUCAUGUUAAGCUGUCUAAUUUGGAGGGAAAAAAUGUAGCUUAUUGAAAAAUAAAGAUUUAGGCACUGUUA